This is a messenger RNA of Chinchilla lanigera (long-tailed chinchilla), 3946 nucleotides long. RefSeq names its product transmembrane protein 170A (gene Tmem170a). The transcript is spliced from 3 exons. Gene Ontology annotation, cellular component: endoplasmic reticulum membrane. Gene Ontology annotation, biological process: endoplasmic reticulum tubular network organization. Bases 116 to 550 code for a protein of 144 amino acids. NCBI's taxonomy places the organism in Eukaryota, Metazoa, Chordata, Mammalia, Rodentia, Chinchillidae. The record is from RefSeq and is a predicted model, not a curated record.
GAGGAAGGAGAGGGCCCCGGCGAAGGUGACGCUGAGGCGGCGUAGUUGUAGGGAAGGAGGCUGUGUAGCACUCCGGGAGCGUUCCCUUUAUCUUUUUGCGGUGAAUGGCGGCGGGAUGGAGCGCGAGGGGAGCGGCGGCAGCGGGGGGUCUGCCGGACUCCUGCAGCAGAUCCUCAGCCUGAAGCUCGUGCCGCGGGUGGGCAACGGGACCCUGUGCCCCAACUCCACUUCUCUCUGCUCCUUCCCAGAAAUGUGGUAUGGCGUGUUCCUGUGGGCACUGGUGUCCUCUCUGUUCUUUCACGUCCCCGCUGGAUUGCUGGCCCUCUUCACCCUCAGACAUCACAAAUAUGGUAGGUUCAUGUCUGUAAGCAUCCUGUUGAUGGGCAUCGUGGGACCAAUUACUGCUGGAAUCUUGACAAGUGCUGCAAUCGCUGGAGUUUACCGCGCAGCAGGGAAGCAGAUGAUCCCGUUUGAAGCCCUCACUUUGGGCACGGGACAGACGUUCUGUGUGGUGGUGGUCUCCUUCUUGCGGAUUUUAGCGACUUUAUAGCAUACACGUCUGUGCUGUGGAAUGGAACCUACAUUUAUAGAACCCUCGAAAAGAAGAUAUUGUAGGACAUAGUGUUUUCUUAUUCUUCAAAUGGAAGCUGCCUGGAAGAAGAGGAGUGUGACCAUCUCAGCCCCUUCUCCAGUUUGAAGCUCCCGGCCUUGGAGAUCUCUGCAGACUCCAGUCCCUCUCAGCCGCAACCGAACAAGUUUCUGUGGCUUUCUCUUCUGCAGAUCUUUCAUGUCAGAAGUCUCCACACACACCUUUGACCAAGCCAAGCUGAUGCCCCGCUGCACUGGAAUUUGCCAUACUUUGUGAGAAAACGUAAUGUCUCAUAUUUCAGAAACUGCAGAGAAUAUUGGUUGAUUUCAAGUGAGCAAAGUGUACUGUACUACAACUCUAGUUAAUCUGAUCUUGAUUAAAAUUCGGCAGAUUCUCCUUUGGCUACAUCCUGAUGACAGCACAACCAACUAAGAAAACCAGGCAGGUUUUGGUUGAGUGUAGCUUUGAGAGCAGAUUUGGUGAAAUAGACAAGGAGAAAGAAGUGAAAUAGAAUUCAAGUAGGGCCUUGCGGCCACUGCUAAAAAAAAAGUAGGUAACUACUAAGAACAGGACAUCUUACGGUAACUGUCUUCACCUCUGAUUAUUCAAUAGAUUAUUAAGAGACAUGAAUUUGUCGUUUUGUUAUUUUUUUUAAAAUUUGUUGUUUUGUACAUUUGAUCAAAAUAAACUAGCUGAGCCUUUCUUUCCCUUUUUUCUUUUUUUUAAGGGAUAGGGUCUUAUUAUGUUGCCAGUGUGACCCCAGCUCCUGGGCUCAAGUCAUCCUUUUUGCCUCAGCCUCCUAAGUAGCACACAACAUCACCCAUGGUUGAAUGUUUAAAGUUAUUGUUAAAGAAUUUCCAUGUGAGGUUGGGGAUGUAGCUCAGUGGUAGAACGCUUGCUUAGCAUGCUUAAGGCCCAAGCACCACAAAAAUAAAAAGAAUUUCCACACCAUCUUUUGCUAUUAUUUUAAAUUCUAUUUAUUUGGCUUCGUUAGAAAUGUACAUACCCUGUUUGGUAGUUUGAUUUGGAAUUUGUAAGCUACAUUGAUUAGGAUACUCUGGAUAUUGAACACAAAUAAGAGACUUCAAGUGUUCUGUUAAUGGUUUUUCUUAGUAACUAUUUUUUUAGCUGGCUCCUGAGAAAUUGUAGAAGUGCAGCUGAAACUGGAGUUAGUGGCCGUUGGUUUCUCGGUGCGUUUAUCUCGCGGUAGUUCAGCACACUUUUGCAGUAUUUGAGCGUCAACUUCCAGAAAGUGCCUAAAACUUCAUUUUCAGCGAUGGCCCUACUCUGCCCUUUACAUUUUUAUUCAAGAGAAUUUAUAUCGUUAAAGAGAGUUAAAUAUGAAUGGUUUUUUAAAACUCAGUUUUUAUCUAUUUUAAUUCUUGUCCUGCUGCUUAACUCUCUUUUUCAUUGGAAGGCCUGAAAACUGUGACCUUCAACGGGGAAAAGAUUGCAAAAAUGAAGUAACGAUGUUUGCCACCUAAACUUUUGCAUGUAGAAUACAAUCAAUGUUGUUGCUGUCUGUUAAUUAACUCUAGUAAUUAGCUUCUGGUGAGUAAUGUUUUUAAAGAAGUUUUUCAUUAUGAGAUGAAUAAGGUUGUAUAUAUAUAUGAAUAUAUUCCACUUAUCCAAUAUGCAUUCUGGAUUCUAAUGAAAAGUAGCCAGGAAAACCAAUUUGCCAGGGAAAGUUGCCAAGAAAAUUAUAGAGAAAUAAAUAUAGAGAAAAAUUACAAAGAGAUCAGCAAAAUUAAUUGGACAUUUCCCCCUAACAGUUGGUCCACUGAUCAUAAUUACACUGAUAUCUGACUAGGUACAAAAUUAUAAGUGCAGCUAAAUGUCCUUUUACAUUCCCCAAGAGGCUGUCUUUCUUCCAACAAAAAAAUGAAAGAUUCUAGUUCUCAGCUGAAAGAGCUGUGAUUGCAGAAAGUAUACUCCUUCAGUUUAAGAUGUAGAGUAUUACAUCUUUUAUUAUGGGAAAUGAUUUUGAUCUCCUCACCUAAAACAUUAUUUUGGAUAUUAUCUCACAAGCCAAAGAUGGGGCCGUAGUUGGUGGGUCCCACCUCCCUCAAUGUUUUUGAAUAUGUUGAUGAUCCAUGAUAAAAAUGUAAGGUUAUUUUUUUUUUAGGUUAUUUUUAUUUUAAGCCAGGAGACAGAAAUUUACGAAUUUUUGAAGGUUGAAAAAGUUUAUGCAUUUUGUUUCUGUCUGUCUGGUGUUUGAUACAUUUUGGCUAUCUACUCUUAUUAAAACUUCAAAUAUAGGGCCGGGAUAUGGCUCAGUGGCAUAAGUGCCUGCCUGGCAAGCACAAAGUCCUGAGUUCGAUUCCUGGCACCAAAAAAAAAAACUUCAAAUAUAAAAUGUACCUUUGAGUUAUUGAACGUUUCAUCCAUCCCAGUCUGUGAAGUAUCCUCUUGUGAAUAAAUGUGUAUGGACUCUGUGGGUUGAGCUGUGUAGCUUGAAUGUUUUCAGGGAGAAAGUUGGAAUGAUAACCAGAGGAUGUGUUCUGCUUUGGUUUUCUGCCUCUUCUCUCUUUGCCCCUGCUCUUUACUUGCUUGUUUUCUUCCUUUCUUUGUCUCAAAUACUGAGUUAUUUGUAGGUGGUUGGUCAGAUGGGGGAGUAAUAGCACUUGGGUUUAACAUUUUAUCUUACAGUUUUUUUGAGAUUUUUUUAAAAGAGACAUGCAACUACCACGCCUGCCUAUGGUUCUUCCACCUGCCCUUUCCCUUCCCCUGCCCGCUUCCCUCUCUGCCUCCCUCCCUUCUUCACACAGGGACAGGAGGCAGCCUCCAACCAUGAAAGCUGAUUUCUUGAUUCUCUCGUAGGAUUUGGGGGUAAAAGCAUUUUGUGAAAACUUCAUUUCAGAUACAGCAGCAUAAUGCAUAGUACAUGAGAAAGAUGUCUCUCUCUGUGCUAUUGUUUUUUUGCAGCAAGAAACAUGAAAUGUUUAAAGCAGUGAGGAAACAGUUCGUGCAAGUAAUUAACUUUAAAUCCUCCAUGCUGUCUGUUAAGUUUUUAAAAUGCCCUUCGUGGCUGUGCUUACUGCUCUGAUUCGAGUCAUAUUCUCGGUCCCCGGCAGCACUGCCACCACCCCCGGGGCCACCUCCCGAGUGUGAAGCCUGGCGAGCUCAGCUGUGCACGUGCAGAAAGUCUUCCUAGGAAUUUGCAUUUCUUUUUCAUGCACUCUGUAAGGCUGGUUGUGACCAAAAUCAGCUGUUUUUGUAUUACGUUAUUUUGCUAACUGCUGCAGUCAAAAUGAUCAAAUCUUUGUACAAUAGAAAAGUAUUUAAAUUUUAUUUUUCUACUGACAUUUCUAAUUCUAUUGUAAAUGUUUAACAAUAAAGAAUUACUUAAAACUGUGA